Messenger RNA from Alternaria alternata, 1092 nucleotides. RefSeq names its product S-adenosyl-L-methionine-dependent methyltransferase. The coding region runs from base 349 to 990 and encodes 213 amino acids. NCBI's taxonomy places the organism in Eukaryota, Fungi, Ascomycota, Dothideomycetes, Pleosporales, Pleosporaceae. The transcript has a single exon. The record is from RefSeq and is a predicted model, not a curated record.
CACGCCCAUGGAAUCGGGGUCCGAUGUCAUCGUGUUAAUCAUCUAGCACAAGUCAUGAUAAGUGACACUUGCAGAUGCAGCUCCAUUGCUGUGGGAACAAUGACAUUAUGUGGACAUGGCAGUGUUCCGUGGGGCCAAUUAUUGCCAGGUAUGACGUCAUGUCAGUACCUACGUCUGGACUGCUUACAGAAGCCUGGAGCUUUCUCAUCCCUUCGACGCGACCGAAGCACCAAAGCCUCUACACUAGUUGAACCGCCUCUAAUAAUCCCAUAAGGAUUAUAUGAAAAUUCGUCACCGCACCAGUAUUCGCCUCCACGGGAACAUUCCGAGCCAGCUCGUACCUGCAACAUGACAGCAGCAGAUCGAAAGUCACUCUUAGAUCGCGUAUUCGCCGCGAAAACAACGGAAGAAUCACGAGGACUAUACGAUGAAUGGGCAAAGACUUACGACUCAGACAUGACCCUCCACGACUUCACCGCCCCACGCCUAGUCGCUCAAGCCGUAGCCCGAGGCCUGAAGCUGAACCACAUCUCACCAGACAAGCCUCUGAACGGGCUAAAGAUUGCGGAUGCAGGAUGUGGUACCGGCCUUGUUGGUAUCGAGCUCUCUAAACUUGGCGCUACAGAUAUCCUGGGUCUCGACAUCAGCGAAGGGAUGCUAGCGGUCGCUAAGAACACCGCUGUGUACGAUGACCUGAAAACUACGGACUUGACGAAGCGAUUGGAGUUUGAAGAUGGGAAAUUCGAUGCACUGACAUGCUGUGGCACAUUCACGCAUGGCCAUUUGGGGCCGGGGCCGUUGGAAGAGUUUGUGAGAGUCGUUAAGGACGGCGGGGUUGUUGUUGCGACUGUUCUGGACAGCUUCUGGGUUGAGAAGGGCUUUGAGAGGGAGGUCCAGAGGCUGGAGAAGGUCGAAGUUGUAGAGCAAGAUCUACACCAAUAUCGGAAGGAUGCUGGAGGCGGACGUGUAUUAAUUCUACGGAAACUCUGAUUGUGAGCAAUCACACAAUGGUAAAUGUCAUGUUAAGGGAGGCGCUUUCAAGCUACAGAAGUGAGUUUCAAAACAAAGUAUAAGCAAACUGUGAGAAGACAA